Magnolia sinica is the source of this 1721-nucleotide messenger RNA. Its product is annotated as ADP,ATP carrier protein 1, mitochondrial-like. Gene Ontology annotation, biological process: mitochondrial ADP transmembrane transport; mitochondrial ATP transmembrane transport. The transcript has 4 exons. Gene Ontology annotation, molecular function: ATP:ADP antiporter activity. Bases 280 to 1446 code for a protein of 388 amino acids. The record is from RefSeq and is a predicted model, not a curated record. NCBI's taxonomy places the organism in Eukaryota, Viridiplantae, Streptophyta, Magnoliopsida, Magnoliales, Magnoliaceae. Gene Ontology annotation, cellular component: mitochondrial inner membrane.
UGUUACAUACGUGUCGAAAUCCGAACCGUACAUUUAUCCUGAUCGGACGAUUUGAACUUGUGGACCGGCGCUUUCUCCCGCAUCCCGAAAUAUCGCCGUUUCUUGUGCCAUGUGAACUGUUCUUGCAUCUUUUCUAACCGCAACUCCUCCACGCCUGCCCUCCUCUUUAUCUCUUCCUCUUCACUGCCCUUUUCCCAGAUUUCUCUCUCUCAAUCUCUGUAUUUUUCUAGGGCUUGCGAUUUUCUUCUUCUUUUACAGCAGGAACGAAGUUUGCAACCCAUGGCGGAUCGGCCUCAUCACCCAACUGUUAUUCAGAAGGUAGCUGGUCAGCUCCAUCUCAGCUCCAGCUUCUCCCAAGAUUUGCAAGCUCGGAACUGUGGCUUGUAUAAGCCAGCUCUGUACCAGAGGAGUUUUGCUAAUGGGAGGUAUAGCAAUGGAGGACUGCAGAUGCAAACAGGGAGUGGUUGCCAUGAUCUAUCCAUGGUUUCCUCUGCAUCACCUGUUUUUGUACCAGCACCUUCAGAGAAAGGGUUAGCUGGCUUUGCCAUUGAUUUCCUGAUGGGUGGAGUCUCUGCUGCUGUCUCCAAAACGGCUGCUGCUCCUAUCGAGCGUGUGAAGCUUUUGAUCCAGAACCAGGAUGAGAUGAUUAAGACUGGUCGGCUCUCUGAGCCCUACAAGGGAAUUGGAGACUGUUUCAGUCGAACAAUAAAGGAGGAAGGAACCAUGUCAUUGUGGAGAGGGAACACUGCUAACGUCAUUCGCUACUUCCCUACUCAGGCCUUGAACUUUGCAUUCAAGGACUACUUCAAGCGGCUGUUUAAUUUCAAGAAAGACAGAGACGGUUACUGGAAAUGGUUUGCUGGCAACUUAGCAUCUGGUGGUGCUGCGGGUGCCUCUUCCCUUCUCUUUGUCUACUCCUUGGAUUAUGCCCGAACCCGUUUGGCGAACGAUGCAAAGGCAGCGAAGAAGGGAGGGGAAAGGCAAUUCAACGGCUUGGUUGAUGUUUACAGGAAGACUCUCAAGUCGGAUGGCCUUGCUGGACUCUACCGUGGGUUCAACAUUUCAUGUGUUGGAAUCAUAGUUUAUCGUGGUCUCUACUUUGGAAUGUAUGAUUCUCUGAAGCCAGUAGUUUUGACCGGGAAGAUGCAGGAUAGCUUUUUUGCGAGUUUUGCCCUUGGUUGGGUGAUCACGAAUGGUGCUGGCCUUGCAUCCUACCCAAUUGACACUGUCCGUAGAAGGAUGAUGAUGACCUCCGGUGAAGCUGUUAAGUACAAGAGCUCGAUGGAUGCCUUCUCUCAGAUCCUGAAGAAUGAGGGGGCCAAAUCCCUGUUCAAAGGUGCAGGUGCGAAUAUUCUCCGUGCAGUUGCGGGUGCUGGUGUGCUUGCUGGUUAUGACAAGUUACAGAUUAUUGUCUUUGGGAAGAAGUACGGCUCUGGCGGCGGCUAAUUUCUUCCUUUUGAUCUCUGUCAACCGAUGGUGAUGAAAAUGUUAGGUUUCUGCUUGAGAGUCUGGAUACAUGUCUCUUAGGUGAUUUUUCCAUGGAAUAAUUUUAGCUUCAGCAGGUAUUCAUCCUGCAUUUUAUUUUAUUUUUUUACUGAAAUUUUGUUAUUUAAAACCUUUUUAUUGUAGUUGGGAGCACGUGCUUUCCAUAUGAGUCCUCCAUGAAGGAGUUAUGCUUACAAACAUUUCAUUGCUUUAAUCAUAGCUGAACUAUCCUUUUG